ACUCGGAAGAGACCCGGAUUUUCCUUCAUCCUCCUUUAACCAGUCAGACCAGUAACUCUGGAAAGGCACAUACGCGAGUAGGCUACUGGAUCAGCGUUUACCCUUGUGAUCCCUGAUGGCUUCGCACAGUGAUACUCUGGUGGUGUUCUUUGGGGCAACAGCUGGUGCAAAUGGGGGUAAACUGGGCUCGGAUGAGAGGGAGAUAAUUCUCUUGGUGUGGCAAAUUGUGGAUCUACAUGAGAACAAGGUGGGGAAACUUCAAAGGUGUCUCGUACAGCCAGACACUUUGGAAUUAACCGAGCAAAGUAAAGAAGAAACCGGAUUAACUUUGGAUGAGCUCUGCAAAGCAGAACCGUUGGAUCGAGUUCUGCAACAGUUCCAGCAGUCAGUCUCUAGUGAACUGAAAUCUAUGGGCAGAAGCUCCUACGUUCUCUGUGUUGAUGGACCCCGUCUCAUAAGACAAGCCUUCCACCCAGAAGCUGCCAAAAAGAACCUGGUACUCCCACACUGUUUCUUCUCCUUUGUGGAUCUGAAGAAAGAGUUUCACCAAUGCUGUCCAAACGCAGGCUCAGUGAAGGAGCUGACACUGGCCUCCAUGUUGCAGUAUGCAUGUAUCCCUCCCCCAGAGACAAAGCAGGUGGUGGGGAUGCAGGAGGUGCAGAGCAUGGUAAUGCUGGUACUACACCUACUGUCUGCUCCCUACAAUCACAAGUUUACUGGUGUUGAAACUGUGAUGCAUAAGUUUGAAACAGGUGCAUGCAGUAAGGGAGAGUCGGUGGACAGUGAGACGGUGAUUCGUGCUAGGGGUCUCCCCUGGCAGUCCUCUGAGCAGGACAUUGCCCGCUUCUUCACAGGCCUCAACAUCACCAAAGGUGGUGUGGCGCUCUGUCUGAAUGCACAAGGCAGAAGGAAUGGAGAGGCUCUAGUGCGCUUUGUCAGCCCUGAACACAGAGACCUGGCCUUGGAGCGCCACAAACACCACAUGGGAACCCGAUACAUUGAGGUAUACAUCGCAUCGGGAAAGGAAUUCCUGAAGAUAGUUGGAGCAACCCCUAACGAGGUGGCACAGUUCCUGUCGAAGGAAAACCAGGUGAUUGUCCGCAUGCGUGGGCUGCCCUUCACCGCCACCCCGGAGGAUGUUCUGGGCUUCCUGGGGCCGGAGAGCCCUGUGACGGACGGCAGCGAGGGACUGCUGUUUUUGAAGUACCCCAAUGGCCGCCCAACUGGAGAUGUUUUUGCGCUCUUCGCCUGCGAAGAGUAUGUACAACAUGCCUUGAAAAAGCACAAGCAGAUCUUGGGAAGGAGAUACAUCGAGAUAUUCCGAAGCACUGCUGCAGAGGUCCAGCAGGUGCUGAACCGUUACAUGUCCACUCCUUUGAUCUCCACUCUACCCCCACACCCAAUGGUACCAGUGCCUGUGAUGACCUCACCCUCCUUCCUGACAUCCAGCAACAAUCGGGAUUGUGUGAGGCUGAAGGGGAUGCCCUACACUGCCGACAUAAAAGACAUCCUGGAGUUCAUGGGAGAACACGCUUCCGACAUCAGGCCCCAUGGCGUCCACAUGGUGCUUAACCAACAGGGCCGUCCUUCAGGAGACUCCUUCAUCCAGAUGAAGUCAGCCGACCUUGCAUUCAUGGUGGCUCAGAAGUGCCAUAAGAAGACGAUGAAGGACCGUUAUGUGGAGGUGUUCCAGUGUUCCACAGAUGAGAUGAGCUUGGUGCUAAUGGGUGGCACUCUGAACCGCAGUGGCCUGUCCCCCCCACCUUGCAAACUCCCAUGCCUGUCUCCACCCAUCUACAGUACAUUCCCACCUCCUGCUACCAUGCUCCCUGCGGAGACAACCAUGUACCAGCCCCCACUACUGGUGAUGCCGCGUUCCACACAGCCUCCUGCUCACAGUACUGCCCCUGCAUUGGCAUACUACCCACCCCAUCCCCAUGCCCAGUUUUACAUGAACAUGAACUACACUGCCUACUACCCCAGCCCCCCGGUAUCCCCCUCCACAGUAGGCUACUUUUCUGCUCCUCCUGGGGCAGUAACUACUGCUGUGGCUGCCCCCACUCCAGCUCCCAUCAUUCCCCAGUCAGGGGCCCUGGUCAGGAUGCAGGGCCUGCCCAUAAACACAGGUGUCAAGGACAUACUCAGUUUCUUCCAGGGGUACCAGCACGUUCCUGAUGACUACAGCAGCGUGGUACAGAGUGAUCAGACACGGGGUCUGAUUCAGCCCAAAGAGUGGCUCUGUUUGUAACAAGCUGAAGAAGCUCCAGGCGGAUGCCGUCCUCAUAUUGUACAACCUGAGGGGUCAGCGCAGCGGGGAGGCCCUGGUGACCUUCCCCAGCAAGGAGGAAGCCAGGCGAGCCGUGGCUGAAUGCUCCAACCACCCACUCUCUGGACAGCCCAUCCGGCUGGCGUGCUGCAACUGACCGGGCUGAGGGGAAAGGACUGGACCCCUCUCUUCUUUCGCAGUCACAAAAAACAGACAUGACUCUCACCUUUCGCUCUGAGGGAGGACUGCAGGGAAACACAGAUGCACAAACACACACUAUAUGUAUGUCUGUAUAUGUGUGUGUGUGUGUGUGUGUGUGUGUUUGUGAUCAUCUUACUCCAAAGUGCCUUUAUUUAUAUAGAGUAUUAACAACAGUGUAUGUGCUCUGAACUAAGUCCUCCCCUGUACCAGAUCAUACCUUCCUGCUACCACAAAAUUACCAUUUUAUGACAUGUCCUGAACAAAGUCCUUUAUCAUGACAACUUCCUGUGUUUAAGUUCCAAUAUGUAUAUAUCUAUAUAGUAUGUUGCCUGAUGUGCCUACUUGCUGUUAGGGCUGUGCAUUAUAUUUUAGGCCAUAUGAACUGAUUCUACCUUCAACUGCCAGCUGGAGGUUUAAGAAAUGUACUACUGAUCAUAGACAUUGCAAUUUUGUGUAGGCCAAUAUAUUAGGCCAGUAGUCUUCAGUGCCAUGUAGGGAUAUGAAUUUAUUUUGUGUAAUGAACAUACCUCUUAUCAAAAGCUUUGUUUUCUCUACAUGGACAGAAAAUGAGCUCAUCAGAAAAUGUGUGCAAUUUCUGUGUUUUUCUCAAAGUACUGUCUUAGCAUUGCCUUCCCAGAUGAUGCACUGUAGAACUGCAUGACUCACAUUUUUUCUUUAAUCAGAUCAUAGUAAAAUUCAAACUUUCCUUUAAAUGAAAAAGAGCUGGUAGUUUAGUUUUAAUUAGUUUACAUGGUAGCCUUAUCUGCAUGUAAAUUGUUUACACCGAAAUGGACUUUUAGAGGCUCUUUUUAUUUUUGAACUAUUGCUCGUCUGCAGCACCCUGUAGAUUCUCCCUUGUUUCUAUAUGCUACACAUUUCUUUUAAUGUGAUGCCACUGUUAAGAGCACUAGCGGCUUUGGUUUCUUGAAUCUGUCCCUUCACUGGAGUGCAAUACAAGUAGAAUAUAAUGCAGACUUCUCAGGAGAUGGAAAAGGUUUUUGUUGUUAAGAUUGUAACUUGUAUGAAUUAUAGAACUUUAUGGCUCCUGUGUCUAAACAAUAAACAAAAAGUGAUAAUGCUAUUAUCUGUAUGGUAAGUUAGGUUUCACCUUCAUAUUAAAGCAGUGGUUUAUUCAUUGCACAACUUGAAUACAAUCAGGAUAAAUGACUGAGUGUUGCAUUGCCUGUGUAAUUAGGACUUUGCCUUUAGUAAACUGGCUUGUAGAAACACACCCCUACCACUAUUCACUGAAAGCAAAAGCUGCUUAGAUUACUGGGCUCUAUGAAGUGUUCUAGAACUAAUAUUCCAAAUCACUAUAAAAAUACCCAGUUAACUGAUAGGAUAUCAAUAUUUUUAAAUGAUUCAGCCUUUCUGAUCCCCCCAAUUAGUAAUACUACAGAAGCUCCAGCAGGUGGAGCUGCUGUAACGAUCAGUGAAUAGUGUCAUCUAGGGAGGUUCUCUCAACCGCCAGCUUCACAUGAGCUGCAGUUGAAAAGGAUGUAACGCCAAUAUUUCCUAGAAACUUGUGGUUUUUACCACUGCAUUACAGCACUAGGGCCAUCUGUGCCUCAGUCGCUGUUUGGAGGGAGAACAUUGACAUGAGAGCCCAUGAUAAGGUCCUUGGUUACCGUUGUGGGAACAAGUCAACUGAUGACUACGCUGAAGGCUGGUGAAACUAGUGCUAGUAUUCCAUGUACCUAGUGUUCCCGUUUCACAGGUCACAGAGUGAUGCUGUAAAUUUAAAUAGCUUCCUCAAGCAUACUACAGCAGCUUCCCACCUGAUACAAUGCGCAACCUGUUACAAGCUAGGUUCUUAAAACAUUGGUUUACACUGUUGCCCAAUGUUACCAUAUAAGUAGUUUCCCAAUGGAUCUUGAACACACAGAGACGGACACCAGGAUCUGGUUAUGCUGUUUUCUUUUAAUGAUACACUACCAAUAAAGACCCUAAAAUGCAAGGUAUUCCCUUUGAAUAUUUCCAAAAAAGCACUGCAUUCUUAAAAAUUACAAAAUAUUAAAAUACAAAAUGUACAAGAAAUUACAAUACAAGGCUCUGUAAACGUCAGCUAAUCCUGCAUUUCCCUUAUUUAUUUUACAAAACCGUUUUUUUUUUAAUUUUUAUUUUAAAUACUUUCCCUAUACCAUAAGGAGUGACAUCCAUCUUAGAGUAUCAAAAAUAGAGUUUCAAUGUAUAUGUUCAUCUCAGCAUGAAAUAAAGGUGAACACAUUGUUUAAUCUUUGGUAACAGAAGUACAGUAGCACAUGUUGUUUGGGGCUACUGGUCUUGAGUUCCUCAGGGUGAAGGGUGGUUCAGAGCUCCUAAACCAGCUUCCAUCUCCUCCUCCUCACUCAGAAUUCUUCUCUCAAGUUAUUCCUAAAAGAACUGCAAACAUUUACACACAAUGUGUAAUCUUUGCAUAUCUUAAGGCUUUUCUACAAUGUUAUAUUUUUAGACAAAUAACCAUCACAGAUUAAAAAGCACAACAUAGAA
Megalops cyprinoides (Indo-Pacific tarpon) is the source of this 4957-nucleotide messenger RNA. RefSeq names its product epithelial splicing regulatory protein 2 (gene esrp2). Gene Ontology annotation, cellular component: nucleoplasm; ribonucleoprotein complex. The transcript is spliced from 17 exons. Bases 116 to 2248 code for a protein of 710 amino acids. NCBI's taxonomy places the organism in Eukaryota, Metazoa, Chordata, Actinopteri, Elopiformes, Megalopidae. Gene Ontology annotation, biological process: regulation of RNA splicing. Gene Ontology annotation, molecular function: mRNA binding. The record is from RefSeq and is a predicted model, not a curated record.